Messenger RNA from Metarhizium brunneum ARSEF 3297, 492 nucleotides. RefSeq lists its product as uncharacterized. NCBI's taxonomy places the organism in Eukaryota, Fungi, Ascomycota, Sordariomycetes, Hypocreales, Clavicipitaceae. The record is from RefSeq and is a predicted model, not a curated record.
AUGAAGUCAACUCUGUUCCUCUUGGCCUGUGCCUUUACCGGCAGUGUCGUCGCGCAGAACAGAAAGGACUACUUUCCCGAGUGCUCUCUCAAGUGUCUUGAUCAGGCUACGAAACAGGCCACAGACUGCUCAAUGGACGAUGCCGUCUGUAUGUGCGUUCAGAAGAACUAUGAGGCCAUCUACAACGCUGGCGUGAACUGUGUUCUGCAAGCAUGUGGCCCAGAUGAAGCCGUCGGCAAGGUUCUGCCCGCCGGCGCAAAAUUCUGUGCUGCUGCCACUGCUCAGGCCAAGGCUGGAGGUGCUUCAAAGACUACUGCUCCCACGGCAACUGGUCCAGCCACCGGAGUCGUGACUGGGGACACUACUUCUGCUGCCUCAACACGAUCCUCGGCUGGUCAGGCCACCAGCACCUCGGCUCCCGGAGCUGCGGCCACUGAUGCUCCAGGAAGGGCUCUCGGUCUGCUUGUCGCCGGGCUGUUGGCUGCCCUGUAG